Carassius auratus (goldfish) is the source of this 5831-nucleotide messenger RNA. It is a transcript of the gene uhmk1, whose product is annotated as U2AF homology motif (UHM) kinase 1. Gene Ontology annotation, cellular component: nucleus; neuronal ribonucleoprotein granule. Gene Ontology annotation, biological process: regulation of protein export from nucleus; positive regulation of translational initiation; peptidyl-serine phosphorylation. The record is from RefSeq and is a predicted model, not a curated record. The coding region runs from base 356 to 1648 and encodes 430 amino acids. NCBI's taxonomy places the organism in Eukaryota, Metazoa, Chordata, Actinopteri, Cypriniformes, Cyprinidae. Gene Ontology annotation, molecular function: protein serine/threonine kinase activity; ATP binding; ribonucleoprotein complex binding. The transcript is spliced from 8 exons.
AUAACGUCAUUUCCGGUAUAAUGGCCACCAAAACAGUGGCAGGAAUUUGUCAGCUCGGUCCCAAACUGGUUUUCAUAGAUCCGCGGUGUCUUUGAGGCGCCAUCUCGGCUUUUCGGAUCUUUAAGAUCCGACUAUGGUGUGGCACUUCGCACCAAUUCGUGCGUUUGCGUUAAAAUAUGGCAUCUGAAUCCAUGUUCGUCAGCAGUUGGUAGUUAGCUGUAAACUUUGGUUUGCAGGAAAGCACUAUGCAAAGAUCAGUUUAGCAAAAAAGUUUGUGCAAAGGGCAACUAAUGGAGCAUACACUACUUAUUAUAAACCUGAUAGUAUUUAACUCCGAUUAUUACUGAUAUUACUCAUGGCUUGUAGUUCUGGUUCCAAUGCAAAAAUGUCCAAUCCUAAUGUCAACAUACCGGCGAUGGCGCUGACAGCAGACGCCGUGGAUCAGAAGACAAGCCCGGUGGUGUUUGAGAUUUACGGAAAGAUGUGGAACGUGCAGGCUCGUCUGGGGCAGGGCGUCUCGGCCUCGGUGUACCGGGUGAACUCCGGCCGGGCGAGCUCUGCAGUCAAGGAGUUUCAGGUGGACGCGCAGGGGGGAGAUUACGGGUACGUCAAGGAAAGCUCUGUGCUGGAGAAGAUUCAGGGACAUAAAAAUAUAGUGACGCUGUAUGGAAUGUUCACCAAUCACAACCCAUUUGGUGUGGCCACUCAUUGCCUUUUAUUGGAGCUUUUGGAUGUGAGUGUGUCAGAAUUGCUGGUCAGGGUGAGUAAUCAGGGGCAUUCCAUGUGGUUGAUCCAGCACUGUGCCCGUGAUGUUUUGGAGGCCCUUAGCUUCCUGCACAGGGAAGGUUACGUACACGCUGACCUCAAGCCCCGCAACAUUCUCUGGAGCGCUGAUGACGAGUGCUUUAAGCUCAUUGAUUUCGGCCUUAGCUUUAAAGAGGGACACCAGGAUGUGAAGUACAUCCAGACAGAUGGAUACCGGGCACCUGAAGCCGAGCUGCAGAACUCACUGGCCCAGGCAGGUCUGGAGAGCGACUCUGGCUGCACAGCUGCUGUGGACCUGUGGAGUCUGGGAAUCAUUCUUCUGGAGAUGUUCUCAGGAAUCAAACUGAAAGAAACUGUGAAGUCUCAGGAAUGGAGGGACAACAAUUCUGCAAUAGUAGACCAUAUCUUUUCAAGCAAUGCUGUGGUUUACCCGGCUAUCCCUGUUUUUCAUUUGAGGGAUCUGAUCAAAAGUAUGCUUCACAAUGACCCUCAACUGAGAAGCACAGCUGACUCAGCAUUAAUCAACCCUUUCUUCAGCAUUCCCUUUGCCCCUCAUAUUGAAGAUUUGGUUCUUUUGCCUACACCUGUCUUGAGACUACUAAACGUAAUCGACGACAACCACCUGUAUAAUGAGGAUGAGUAUGAAGAUAUAAUAGAGGACAUGAAAGAAGAAUGUCAGAAGUAUGGCACGGUUGUAUCCUUACUGAUCCCAAAAGAGAAUCCCGGCAAGGGACAGGUUUUUGUGGAGUAUGCAAAUGCUGGAGACUCCAAAGAAGCCCAGAGACUGCUGACAGGCCGAACGUUUGAUGGCAAGUUUGUGGUCACUACGUUUUAUCCACUGAGUGCCUAUAAGAGAGGUUACUUAUACCAAACUGUGCAGUAAGGCUGCACACACACACCUUCAUUCAAAAGAUGUACAUUACAAUCAGAUGACUGGUUUUAAACCCUUGAUCUGUGCAUUAUUCUGUUGUGCUACCUUUAAUAUUUACUUGUGUUACUAAGAGCAACAAUGUUUUGAAUAUAGGUACACAUGCAGUUGAACUUGAGUGUAACAUGGAGAAAAAUUUUAGUUCCUGCUUCCAACCUUUUUUUUUUUACUAAAUGAUUACAACAUAAUAAGAGAAUUAUAUUUACUGUGUGAUAGCUGGCUGCCAGACAUUCGAUAUGUAUGCUUCCAUAUUUUUUAUUUUAGAUUAUGAAAAAACAAAUGUUUGCAGUGGGAUUGAUGCACUGCUUUGGUUUACACUGCCUUCUAAACAACAGAUCACUUCAGAGACCAGGUUUACAUGCUCUUUGAAUGUCUCCGAUUCUGAAAAUGUGUCGUUUAUGUGGCCUGUUUUCUUCCGUUCUUUUUUUCUGUUGUUAGGUUUGGUGAAGGGUAUGUUGUAGGCAUUGCCAGUAAUUAUGCACAUAUUUAUAAACUACUGGCAAAAUACACUGGCCUGCAUGCACUGUGGCGUGAUUAACAUUAGCAUACUUCACUUCACUUUAACCAUAUUUAAACUGAAGAUGGAAAUCUGCAGAGAGAGCACAAAUACAUCAGAGCGGGUAGCCUUGUGCUAUAGAUCAUCCUUAAGUGACGACUUUUUUUGAGACUCCAUGUCUAACACAAAAGCCACAAUCUGUCUCAAUCCAAACCUUUCUGGAAAUGUUUAUUGAACAAUAUACUUUUUAAGUAUAUUAAGUAUCAAUUGUGUCUGAAAACUCAUCAAAAACAUGUCAAGUAGGCUUCUUCAGAAAAUACUCGUGUUGAAUGUGUGUACUGUAUGUUGUCCAGAGCAGUGCGGCUUUACAGAACACAUAGGUGAAGAUGUCAGGAGCAAAUUUUCUACUCUGGACUGCCCUGAUACAUUGAUAAAUAAUGCUGUUAAUGUGCGAAUCACUUUAUUAUACAGAUACAGUAACAAAUUAAUUACCUUUUGUUAAAACUGAAACGCUUUCCUACAGGCACGUUCAAGUCCGUUGUAUCAGCUAUUUGAAUGGGUUUUACUAUCUGUACAAUAAUGGUGAGUGAUUUUGAAGUGGCAACAUUAUUUAAAGGCUUUUCCGGUUGUGAUGGGUAUAUUCCUGGUAUCAUAGUGUUUUCCGAUCAGUUUGUCUGUGACUGCAUGAUGUGGAGUCUUUAAUAGUACUACAGAGCUUUUCGACUCUUGAGCAGUUCUUUGUAGGAGUGUUCUCAUUUACUUCAUGAAUAUCGUCUGAUGGUUUGUCAGUCACCCAGAUUGAUUGUUUUUCUUUCUGCUGUCCAGUGAAUGCCAUAAAGUCAGUUUUCAGUGUCCUGCAGUCUAGAGACAUGAUAUUCACUUCCAGGGCAGUGAGCUCUUAUGAUAAGUGUACAAGACAAUGUGAGGAAAGAACAGUUGAAGUUUUUACUCUAGAUGGGGUAUGGAUUAGAUGACAUUGUGGCUGUUAUUUGUAAGGAGUGUUUUUAUACACUUACGUAUCUCUCUCACUCUUGCACAUUAAUGGUGAUGACAUUUGAAAGAAUGAUGGAGAUGGUGAGCAAGAGAUCUUUUAGUAUCCUUCUUAUAUGAAUCCGGUCUGCUGCCACUGGACAAUGCGAUUCUUGAAUAGAAAGAUUCAGUUGUCUGUGUGAAAUGCACUAGGCAUUGGAUUGGGCUAAUAAUUGUAGGUGUUACAUGUUUGAACAAACUCUCCUGAUAUAAAGAGAGAACCUGUAUGAGCUCAGAUGAACGAAUGAAGUAGCCUUGGCUUCUGAUUUACAGUAAGGAGACCAUUUCCUUUUCUUGUUUUAUUCCUUUUCCUGUUUAAGCCAACUACAGUGCGCGAAUAAUUGGCUUUUAGGAUAUUGGAUAACAGUACACAUAGGCUAUAUUUACUCAGAAACAAGACUUUCCAAUUAUAGUUAAAAAACAAUAUUAUGAUGAAACUAUGUAGUUGGUUAUGAAACAGUGAAUUUUAAUUAUUAUUGUGUGAUUACUGUAGGUCUAAUGGCAGUCAAGGAAAAAUGCUCUUAUGCAUCAGAACAUUAAUGAGAAAGGAACUUUUUUUUAUUUUAUCAAGUUUGAUGAUGAUGUGAAGCCUCCUUGAAUGGAUGAUGAACAGAUUCAGAUUCAUAGAAGUCAAUCUUGGUAAAUUUUACAUAUAUGUGACAAUCACUUUGAGGGCAUCUUGUGACUAUGAGUCAUCCAUACUUUAAUUUAGCCUGUUAUUUAUAUAAAUUCACAAUUUAGUUUUUUUUUAAUUGAUCAACUACUUUUUUUUACAAGCAAUAUCAUCAAAGCUGCUCAAAUAGAGCCCAGUCCCCUUCUGACACUUUUGAAAAGCACAAAAGAUUUUUAUGACUAACUACUGCAUAGAACCUGAGAUGUGUGUCAGUCAGGGAUCAUUUCAUGCUGCCUUAAUAUUUUUUUUUUGUAUGCUGUAAUAAUGUCAUAGUCAGUACAUGGUAGACUGUGAGAAAAGUGCCAAAAUUGUUUCAAAACCGCCUUUUCCCCCCCACCAGCAACCCUGGAGAAAUACCCAAGACUGCAGGGAAGCCUUAUAUACAUUUAUCUUGAAAUGCAUUUAGCCUAAAUGCUUUUACAUGUGCCCAGAAACAUUACAAUCUUUUCCUGAUGGAUGCCAGAGAUCAUAUGAACAGUAAAGCACAGUGCUGGAGUUUGGCUGGCCUUUGUGUUUGUGCAGUGAGUAAUGAACCUCCCAAGAGAAAACGCUGCAGGGUGUAACCACAGAUAGACAUGGGGGUCAAAUGCUCUUUGGGCCUUAAUAACACGAGAGAAAGAUUGGAGAACUAGAUGGCAUCUUGAAUGGUGAGAUAGAUUUUGAAUUGGUGACUAGAACGAACAUGCAACCAAAAUGCAUGCAAACGGCCUUUAUAUUAAUGAUCAUAAUUUCCUUUGCAACCCUUUUUAAAAAUGUAUUGGCUGUUUUAUUGGUUUCAAUAUUGCAAUAAAGAAACUUAAGUCAUAUCACACUUAGCACACAUAUGACCUUUGAAGGAAAGGUGUAAGAACUCACCUGACAGUACAGUCAUUUAAAGUGUGAACUUAUAAGGCAGUAAGAUGAUAAGAUGACAUGAAUCAUGUGUAGAUUAUAAAAUAUAAGGGUUAUAGGUCAGAAACUGAAUGUGUGGCUUUGUUAAGGUGAAAAACAAUCAAGAAAGUCUUGUGCUAUUGAAAUUGCUCCGCUUUUUUCGUACUGCGUUGGGUUUCAGACGAUUCUUCAAAUCAUUGUUAACCUGAGAGCUGAGUAAACCGACAACAGAAGUGAGUUCAUGUGUGAUCUGCUGUUUGUAGUGAAAAGUCAUGGUACAUACUGACUUCUCAAAGACAUAUAAUGCAUGAAGUGGGCUACCAUGAUCAAAAUGUUUGUAGAAAUAGUGUUUACAGUAUAUUUAGGGUACACAAGUGCAUUACGGUGGUUGAAAUGCAGGGUUUAUAGUAUCAAAGCAGUAAGGAUGACAAUGUGAAUUGUGAUAAAAUGUCUCUCAUUGUUUUGUAUGCAGAUUCUAUUUAUGAUGCUUCCCUUUAAAACAUGCUUUUCAUAUUGAAUCUUUCAUUGUUACUGAAAAUAUGCAUUUACAACUGUGAAAAUUCCCUCCAGAGCUAUUAAAAACAUGUCUGAGACGUCCAGUCCAAAGGAUAUUCUUUGAUUAGCUUAUGUAAAUCUGGUAUGGUUAAAGUUUAUAAUUUGAUAACAAGAUUAAAAUGAGUGUAUUUAAUAGUUUAUUGCAUUGGAGGUGUGGUGCUGGUGGCCUACAUUACCAUUCUUUUGCUCCAUAUUCAGACAAUCAUGUGUUCUUCUCGCAUAACCUUCCUCAUUUCAGUCUUAUGUGAUUGAGCUCUGCCUUAAAGUCCACAUGAUAUGUGGCAGGGAAAACAAACCCAAACUUGAAUUUGAACAUGCUACAAAGUAUAAAGAUGAUCUUAACAUUGAGUGUGAGGAUGAGUGUUUUCUGUGCUAGAGUAAAAAAGAUGUUGUAUAUGUCAUUUGUAAAAUGUAAGUUGAGCAGAUGAUCAUGGGAGACUGUGACUUGAGAGCUCUCGAUGGAAUGAAAAAAUGUUCAUGUUUCACACAAUAAAAUGUUAAUGUCUGUAUCAUGA